Postia placenta MAD-698-R-SB12 is the source of this 6992-nucleotide messenger RNA. RefSeq lists its product as hypothetical. The record is from RefSeq and is a predicted model, not a curated record. The coding region runs from base 1 to 6744 and encodes 2247 amino acids. The transcript has 10 exons. Lineage: Eukaryota; Fungi; Basidiomycota; Agaricomycetes; Polyporales; Adustoporiaceae. Gene Ontology annotation, cellular component: cytoplasm; cytosol. Gene Ontology annotation, molecular function: dihydroorotase activity; ATP binding; carbamoyl-phosphate synthase (glutamine-hydrolyzing) activity. Gene Ontology annotation, biological process: L-citrulline biosynthetic process; UTP biosynthetic process; L-glutamine metabolic process.
AUGGCAUUAUCGAACCCCCCAGCAGCGAAAACGGACACUGUCCGACCGGUCCUUGCGCGUGCGGCGAGCAACUAUCCACACGGACUACCUGCGCCGCCAACCAUUCCCUCGUCGUCGAACAUGGACGCGGUACUAGAACUAGCUGAUGGUUCCGCGUUUCGCGGGAUCAGCUUUGGCGCGGAGGGAAAGAGCAUUGCGGGGGAAUGCGUCUUCCAGACAGGUAUGGUCGGGUACACGGAGUCUCUGACCGACCCGUCAUACGAGGGACAAAUUCUGAUUUUGACGUACCCUCUUAUCGGCAACUACGGCGUUCCUGUGCGCCCGAGUUCGGACUCGAUCGAGGACCUGCCGCCGGACUUCGAGUCUUCCCGCAUUCACGUCGCGGCCGUCGUAGUUGGCUACUAUUCAGAAUAUUUCAGCCACUUCCUCGCCAGCUCUUCGCUCGGGGCAUGGCUCAAGGAGAGUGGUGUGCCCGCCAUCUACGGUGUGGACACACGUGUACUCACGAAAAAAAUCCGAGAGCAGGGCUCCAUGCUCGGGAGGGUCUUGGCGAAGCGACUCGAUCCGCAUGUAGUUGCUGGGCGUGCGCUAGUGCCCAACUCCCAGCCCGCGUCGCGCGCGGCUUCGCCGGGCAGCUUGUCAAGUAGCGCUAACUGGCGCGAAGAAUACAUCGAUGUGCCGCUCCGCGACCCGAAUCAGGACAACCUGGUUGCGGUCGUGUCCACCGCGUCGCCAAAGGUGUACAAGCCGGUGAUAGCUCCCCGCAUGCACCCUGUCGAAGACCGACCGCUCCGCGUGGUCGCAGUCGACGUAGGCAUGAAGUACAACCAGAUCCGGUGCUUCACGCAUCGUGGUGUGGAGCUCAAGGUCGUCCCCUGGGACUACGACUACAUUGCAGAAUCGGAAGAGCCGUUCGAUGGACUGUUCGUAUCGAACGGGCCGGGAGACCCGACCAUGGUCGAGCCUACGAUCGUUCGCCUUGCCACGGCCAUGGAAAAAGCAGACAGGCCGAUCUUUGGUAUUUGUCUGGGUCACCAGCUGCUCGCGCUCGCAGCCGGCGCGUCGACAUCGAAGAUGAAGUACGGUAAUCGCGGUCACAACAUUCCGUGUACUGACGCGCUGAGUGGGCGGUGCUACAUCACGAGCCAGAACCACGGAUUCCAGGUCAAUACGGACACGCUGCCGGAAGGCUGGAAAGAGCUGUUCAAGAACGCGAAUGACGGCAGCAACGAAGGCAUCUAUUGCGUUGACAAGCCGUUCUUCUCCGUGCAGUUUCACCCAGAGUCAACGCCUGGACCUCGCGAUACAGAGUUCCUGUUCGAUGUGUUUAUCCAGAACAUCAUUGACUGCGCGACGACGCGUACGCUUGUCCCCAUCUCUAUGCCAGGCGGCCUGAAGGAGGAGAACGAAAAGCGUGUACCACGUGCGAACGUACAGAAGGUGCUCGUACUCGGUUCGGGCGGUCUGUCGAUCGGCCAAGCAGGCGAGUUCGACUACUCUGGCUCACAGGCGCUCAAGGCACUCAAGGAGGAGGGCAUCUACACGAUCCUGGUCAAUCCAAACAUUGCAACGAUUGCGACCUCGCGCGGCCUGGCUGAUAAGGUGUAUUUCCUACCGGUCACGCCUGAGUUCGUGCGCAAGAUUAUCAAAUACGAGAAGCCAGAUGGUAUCUACGUGACUUUCGGUGGGCAGACCGCUCUCAAUGUCGGCGUGAAGAUGAAGGACGAGUUCGAGGCGCUCGGCGUGAAGGUGCUCGGCACGCCCAUCGACACGAUCAUCACGACAGAGGACCGCCAGCUGUUUGCAAGCGCGAUGGCUGAUAUCGGCGAGCGCUGCGCGCAGUCGGACACUGCGACGACGUUGGACGAGGCUGUUGUGGCCGCAAACACAAUUGGAUAUCCUGUUAUCGUGCGCGCAGCAUAUGCACUGGGUGGUCUUGGAUCUGGCUUUGCGCAGGACGAGAAGCAGCUGAAGGCCCUUUGCAGCAAGGCGUUCGCUACAAGUCCUCAGGUGCUCGUCGAGAAAAGCAUGAAGGGCUGGAAGGAGAUUGAAUACGAAGUUGUGCGAGAUUGCCGGGACAACUGCAUCACGGUCUGUAACAUGGAGAACUUUGACCCGCUGGGCAUUCAUACGGGCGACUCCAUCGUUGUAGCUCCUUCACAAACACUUUCGGAUGCCGACUACAAUAUGCUUAGGACGACAGCCAUCAACGUCAUCCGUCACCUCGGAGUGGUAGGAGAGUGCAAUAUUCAGUACGCACUUAACCCGACUUCCCGCGAGUACUGCAUCAUUGAGGUGAACGCUCGACUGUCCCGUUCGUCCGCUUUGGCGUCAAAAGCUACCGGCUAUCCUCUCGCCUUCAUUGCCGCGAAGCUUGGUCUUGGUAUCCCCCUCAACGAGAUCAAGAACUCGGUUACGAAGGUCACGAGCGCGUGCUUCGAGCCCAGCUUGGACUACGUUGUCGUCAAGAUUCCUCGCUGGGAUCUCAAGAAGUUCAGCCGCGUCAGCAGCCUCCUGAGUAGUAGCAUGAAGAGUGUCGGAGAAGUCAUGAGCAUUGGUCGCACAUUCCAAGAGACCAUACAGAAGGCUAUCCGUGCGAUUGACGACCAAUUCCUCGGGUUUGCGAAGAACGACCUCCUCGAAGAUAUUGACGAGGAGCUCAUGAACCCAACGGACAAGCGUAUCUUUGCCAUUGCUGCGGCAUUCUACCGCGGCUACAGCGUCGACAAGAUCUGGAAAAUGACCAACAUUGACAAGUGGUUCCUGACACAGCUGCAGUCGAUUCACCACAUGGAGAAGCAAUUAACAACAUGCACUGUAUCGAAUAUCGGUAACGUGAUGCUUCGACAAGCGAAGCAGCUUGGCUUCUCGGAUCGCCAAUUAGCCGUUUGCAUGAACUCCACAGAACUUGCGGUCCGGCGCCUUCGCCAGGAGUACGGUGUCAUGCCCUUUGUCAAGCAAAUCGACACUGUUGCCGCAGAGUUCCCCGCCUACACCAACUACCUCUAUACCACUUACAACGCUGUCGAGCAUGACGUGACAUUCGACGAUCGCGGCGUCAUGGUACUUGGCUCCGGAGUCUACCGCAUUGGUUCCUCUGUCGAGUUUGAUUGGUGUGCCGUUCGUGCUAUCCGCACGCUGCGGGAGAACGGGCUACCCACGGUCAUGGUCAACUACAAUCCUGAAACAGUCAGUACUGACUACGAUGAGGCCGACCGUCUCUAUUUCGAAAACAUCAGCCUGGAGACUAUUUUGGACAUCUACGACACGGAGUCCUCCAGGGGAGUCAUCCUCUCAAUGGGUGGCCAGAUGCCAAACAACAUUGCCCUUCCAUUGUAUCGCCAGAAUGUCAAGAUCUACGGAACGUCGCCGGAGAUGAUCGACACAGCAGAGAACAGGUUCAAGUUUUCGCGUCUUCUUGAUGAAAUAGGCGUCGACCAACCUUCGUGGAAGGAGCUAUCCAGUUACGACGAGGCACAUGCAUUCUGUGAGAAGGUCGGAUACCCGGUCCUCGUCAGGCCCUCAUACGUUCUCUCCGGUGCGGCCAUGAACGUGGUGUUCAGUGAGAACGAUCUAUCUAGCUAUCUCUCCCAGGCGACCGCAGUGUCACGAGAACACCCUGUCGUCAUUUCGAAAUACAUCGAGGGGGCGAAGGAGAUCGAGAUGGAUGCCGUGGCCAAAGGCGGCACAAUGAUCAUGCACUACAUCUCAGAGCAUGUCGAGAACGCGGGCGUGCACUCGGGUGACGCCACCCUCAUUCACCCACCGCAGGAUCUUGAUCCAGAGACCGUGCGUCAAAUUGAGGAGGCCACUGCGAAGAUUGGAAAUGCGCUCAACGUUACAGGACCGUUCAAUAUCCAAUUCAUUGCCAAGAACAACGAAAUCAAGGUCAUAGAGUGCAACCUCCGUGCGGCUCGCUCAUUUCCUUUCGUAUCCAAGGUCACAGGUGUCGAUGCGAUCGAGAUGGCUACGAAGGCGAUGUUGGAUUUGCCUGUCGAGCCUUAUCCGUACAUCGGGCUUCCCACGGAUUACGUCGGUGUGAAGGUACCGCAGUUUAGUUUCAGUCGACUGUCGGGAGCGGACCCCGUUCUCGGCGUAGAGAUGGCCUCCACAGGCGAGGUCGCCUGUUUCGGCAAGGACAAGUACGAGGCCUAUGUGAAAGCUCUCAUUUCUACUGGUAUCGUCUUGCCGAAAAAGAACAUACUGUUCUCAAUCGGCAGCUACAAGGAGAAGCUCGAAAUACUUCCCUCGGUCCAGAAGCUGCAUGCAGCGGGUUACAAUAUUUUCGCGACCUCCGGAACAGCGGACUUUCUCACUGAACACAACGUCCCUUGCAAGUACUUGGAGACCCUGGGAGAGGACAGCGAACAAAAGUCGGAGUAUUCGCUCACGCAGCAUCUUGCGAACAACCUCAUUGAUAUGUACAUCAACCUGCCGUCGAAGAACCACUACCGCCGGCCCGCGAGCUACGCCAGCAAGGGCUACCGCACGCGCCGUAUGGCAGUCGACUUCGCUGUGCCCUUGAUCACGAACGUCAAGGUUGCGAAGCUCCUCUUUGAAGCAUUGUUCCGCCGACUUCCAUUGGAAGUAUCCCCGGUUGACGCGAAGACGUCUCACGACACGCACGCGUUCCCCGGCUUCGUCAACAUUGCGGCUUUUGUACCUCAUCUCACGAUCCCGGGAAGCCUUGAUCUCUCCGAUGCGACGAAGGCUUCCAUUAGCGGCGGAUUCGUGAGCUCUCUUGUUUUGCCGGCCGGUCAAGACGACAAGAUAGUCGACGCGGCGUCCCUGGGACGUGCGCGCGCCAACGUGGCCGGCUCUGCAUACUGCAACUAUGCAUUGAGCAUCACCGCAACGGGCAGCAACGUCAAAUCCUUAGAUGAAGAAACGGAAGCUGAUGUCAAGGCGCUCUUUAUCCCCUUCCAUUACAACGAGGCAGAUGGUCAAGUGUCAGUGGUCGCAGAACACUUCUCCUCGUGGCCAAUUGACAAGCCCAUCAUCACGGAUGCAAAGGGCGCUGACCUGGCCCCCGUGCUGCUUGUCGCCGGGCUUCAUAACCGGAGCCUGCAUGUCACUAAUGUGCAGAGCAAAGAGGACCUGCUGCUCAUCUCGCUCAGCAAGGCCAAGCAACUCAAGGUCACCUGCGAUGUGUCCGUCUAUUCACUAUUCUAUUCUCGCGCGGACUUCCCUGGUGUGACCUGCUUGCCCUCGGCGGAUGACCAGAAGGCGCUCUGGCAACGCUUGGAUGUCGUCGACGCAUUCUCGAUCGGUACAGUUCCCUACCAGCUUGCACGCGAACUGGGUAAGGAUGCCUCGGCGGCAUCUGGAGUUGAGGAGGCGCUGCCUCUCCUCUUGAACGCGGUCGCCACUGGUCGCCUGACCCUGGAACAGAUCCGUCAACGUCUGCACGACAACCCCGUCCGGAUCUUUGGCCUCCCCGAUCAGAGCCAAACCAGCGUCGAGGUCAUCACUGGGCGCAAGGCGCCAUUCCGAAACAAUGCUGGAUGCUGGUCUCCACUGGAGGGCACCGUCAUCAAUGGUGCCGUGGACAGGGUGCUUGUCCAAGGGCAGACCGUCUUCCUCGACGGCGAAGUCACGUCAGCGCCGCAUGGAAGGGACAUCUCCAGUGCGAUGAUUGUGCACCCAUCUGCCGAGCGCAGACUGUCUGUUUCUGGACCAAGGCCAGAUGUCGGCGGCAAGGCACCCGAUGCAGCAGUCGCAGCGCAGGCUCCCCCGGCGACCAUGGCGAUCUCAUCAUCCACGAUCGCACCUCAGUACGGGCCGACGGUCGCUCCGCACGCCAUCACGCACCUGACGCCGCACCCCGCCUACCACCGCAAGCACAUUCUCACCGUGAAGCAGUUUACGCACCGGGACAUGCACGAUCUUUUCUCGCUCGCGCACGAGAUGCAGCUGCAGGUCGAGCGCAACGGCACGCUCGACGUGCUGAAGGGCAAGGUCCUCUGCACGGUGUUCUACGAGCCGUCGACGCGCACCCACUCGUCCUUCGACGCCGCGAUGAAGCGCUGCGGCGGCCAGGUCAUCAACGUCGACGUCGACGCGUCGUCCGUCCUCAAGGGCGAGACGCUGCCCGACACGAUCCGCACGCUCGGGUGCUACGCAGACGCCAUCGUCAUCCGGCACCCCGACGUCGGCAGCUCGCAGCUGGCCGCCAAGUUCUCACCUGUCCCGAUCAUCAACGCGGGUGACGGCAUCGGCGAGCACCCCACCCAGGCGCUCCUGGACGUGUAUACGAUCCGCUCGGAGCUGGGCACGGUCAACGGGCGUACGAUCACACUCGUCGGCGACCUCAAGAACGGGCGCACGGUGCACAGCCUGGUGACGCUCCUCUGCCUGUACUCGGUGCGGCUCAACUUCGUGUCGCCGCCCGCGCUGGCGAUGCCCGCGGGUGUCGUGUCCGCGGCGCGGCGCGCGGGCGCGCAGGUGCGCGUGUGCGAGUCGCUCGAGGAGGUGCUCGGCGACACGGACGUGCUGUACGUGACGCGGCUGCAGAAGGAGCGCUUCAAGGACGAGGCGGAGUGGGCCACGGUCAAGGACGGCUACCGGAUCGACCACGCGCUGCUCGCGCGCGCGAAGGAAGACAUGAUCGUGAUGCAUCCGCUGCCGAGGGUCAAUGAAAUCGACCCAGAGGUGGACUUCGAUUCUAGGCGUGCGGUCUACUUCCGACAGAUGCGCUAUGGCUUGUUUAUCCGUAUGGCUCUCCUUGCGAGCGUCAUGGGCUGAGCGGCCCACUAAAAAUACCCAAGUUGUUCUCCGGCAGCACGGAGGCAGCACAUGGAAGCUCAUGAGAGCUUGAAAGCAUCAAAAGACAAUCUAGGGAGCAUCGGGCCAUGAGGAAGCCACAACCACAAAUGUAUACUAGCCAGCUGAUAAUGCCUGCACCACCAACACCGUACGUACGUAGAGUCAUCGAGCGAAACACGAAAAUGUCGUAUGUAGCGAUAGCCAAUUGUCAUGUGUUGCAUCAUCUC